This is a messenger RNA of Suricata suricatta (meerkat), 7958 nucleotides long. It is a transcript of the gene XPO4, whose product is annotated as exportin 4. NCBI's taxonomy places the organism in Eukaryota, Metazoa, Chordata, Mammalia, Carnivora, Herpestidae. The record is from RefSeq and is a predicted model, not a curated record. Gene Ontology annotation, cellular component: nuclear pore; cytoplasm. Gene Ontology annotation, molecular function: nuclear export signal receptor activity. The transcript has 23 exons. Bases 287 to 3520 code for a protein of 1077 amino acids. Gene Ontology annotation, biological process: protein export from nucleus.
CGCAGAGCACAUAUUCUUAUCAUUUAGGAAAUCAAAAUCACCAUUUGCAGUUUGCAAGCAUAUUUUGGCUGUGUUAUUUUUUAGUUCUUCAUGCUUUGGAAGUAACAGUUGAAGAGAGGUGAGGAAAGUUUGUGAAAAUUGUGAUCGGUGAUUAGCUGCCACCUGCCUGGGGUGUCUUCUGAGAGGAACUAACCUCUUUGUGGUGCUAGAGCAAGGUCACUGGAUUAAAAACAGAACAGAAACAAGUAAAGUGGACUAUGUCCUCUUUCAAGCUGCCACAGCCAUAAUGGAAGCAGUUGUCCGGGAAUGGAUUCUCUUGGAAAAAGGAAGCAUCGAGUCACUGCGAACAUUCCUCUUGACCUAUGUCUUACAGAGGCCUAACCUCCAAAAGUAUGUUCGAGAACAGAUUCUAUUAGCAGUAGCAGUAAUUGUAAAACGUGGAUCUUUAGAUAAAUCAAUUGACUGCAAAAGCAUUUUUCAUGAAGUCAGCCAGUUGAUAAGUAGUGGCAAUCCCACUGUGCAAACUUUGGCCUGUUCUAUUCUAACUGCACUAUUGAGUGAAUUCUCAAGUUCAAGUAAAACUAGCAACAUUGGACUCAGUAUGGAAUUCCAUGGUAACUGCAAAAGAGUUUUUCAGGAAGAAGACCUCCGUCAGAUCUUCAUGUUAACGGUUGAAGUUCUUCAGGAAUUCAGCAGGCGUGACAACCUUAGUGCUCAGAUGUCUUCGGUGUUUCAGCGCUACCUGGCGCUCGCCAAUCAGGUCUUGAGCUGGAACUUUCUUCCUCCGAAUUUGGGCAGACAUUAUAUAGCUAUGUUUGAAUCUUCACAAAAUGUGCUGUUAAAGCCGACCGAGUCCUGGCGGGAGACUCUUCUGGACAGCAGAGUUAUGGAGCUGUUCUUCACGGUACAUCGAAAAAUCAGAGAAGAUUCAGAUAUGGCACAAGAUUCUCUUCAGUGCCUUGCCCAGUUAGCUUCUCUUCAUGGACCCAUCUUCCCCGAUGAAGGCUCACAAGUUGAUUAUCUAGCACACUUCAUUGAGGGAUUACUGAAUACUAUCAAUGGAAUUGAAAUAGAAGAUUCUGAAGCUGUGGGAAUCUCCAGCAUUAUCAGCAACCUGAUAACUGUGUUCCCUCGAAAUGUUCUGACUGCCAUUCCAAAUGAACUUUUCUCGUCCUUUGUUAACUGUCUCACACACCUCACUUGUUCUUUUGGGCGAAGUGCUGCACUGGAAGAAGUGCUUGACAAAGACGACAUGGUGUACAUGGAGGCCUAUGACAAAUUGCUGGAAUCCUGGCUAACUUUGGUCCAAGACGACAAACAUUUCCAUAAGGGUUUUUUUACCCAACAUGCAGUUCAAGUUUUCAAUUCCUAUAUUCAGUGCCACCUUGCUGCUCCAGAUGGCACGAGGAAUUUGACUGCCAAUGGUGUGGCCUCUCGUGAGGAAGAAGAAAUAAGUGAACUUCAAGAGGAUGAUCGAGACCAGUUUUCAGAUCAGCUAGCCAGUGUAGGAAUGCUAGGAAGAAUCGCUGCAGAACACUGCAUACCUCUUCUGACAAGUUUAUUAGAAGAAAGAGUAACAAGGCUCCACGGCCAGUUACAGCGGCAGCAGCAGCAGUUACUUGCGUCACCGGGCUCAAGUACUGUGGACAACAAAAUGCUCGAUGAUCUGUAUGAAGAUAUUCACUGGCUGAUUUUAGUUACAGGCUACCUCUUAGCUGAUGAUACUCAGGGAGAGACUCCGCUAAUACCUCCAGAAAUAAUGGAAUAUUCCAUUAAGCAUUCAUCUGAAGUUGACAUAAAUACAACACUUCAAAUUUUGGGAUCUCCAGGAGAAAAGGCUUCUUCCAUCCCAGGGUACAACAGAACAGAUUCUGUGAUUAGGCUAUUAUCUGCCGUUCUGAGAGUUUCAGAAGUUGAAUCUCGAGCAAUAAGAGCAGACCUCACUCAUCUACUAAGCCCUCAGAUGGGCAAAGACAUUGUUUGGUUUCUAAAACGCUGGGCAAAGACUUACCUCCUGGUGGAUGAGAAACUAUAUGAUCAGAUAAGUCUGCCAUUCAGUACAGCAUUUGGAGCAGACACGGAAGGUUCUCAGUGGAUUAUUGGCUACCUCUUACAAAAGGUCAUCAGUAACCUCUCGGUGUGGAGUAGUGAGCAGGACCUUGCAAAUGACACUGUGCAGCUCCUUGUCACUUUGGUGGAAAGAAGAGAAAGAGCAAACUUAGUGAUUCAGUGUGAAAACUGGUGGAACUUAGCUAAGCAGUUUGCAAGUCGAAGCCCGCCUCUCAAUUUCUUGUCCAGCCCUGUGCAGAGGACCUUGAUGAAGGCUCUCGUCUUGGGGGGGUUCGCACACAUGGACACGGAGACCAAACAGCAGUACUGGACAGAGGUUCUUCAGCCCCUUCAGCAGCGGUUCUUAAGAGUGAUAAAUCAGGAAAACUUUCAGCAGAUGUGUCAGCAAGAGGAAGUCAAGCAGGAAAUCACGGCCACGCUGGAAGCCCUGUGUGGUAUUGCAGAGGCUACGCAGAUUGACAAUGUGGCAAUUCUUUUUAAUUUUCUGAUGGACUUCCUCACCAAUUGCAUCGGAUUGAUGGAAGUGUACAAAAACACCCCAGAGACUGUCAACCUCAUAAUAGAAGUUUUUGUUGAAGUUGCACAUAAACAGAUAUGCUAUCUGGGAGAGUCCAAAGCUAUGAACCUCUAUGAAGCCUGCCUUACUUUGCUGCAAGUAUAUUCUAAGAAUAACUUAGGGCGGCAAAGAAUAGAUGUUACAGCAGAAGAAGAGCAGUACCAGGACCUGCUUCUUAUUAUGGAACUUCUCACUAACCUCCUGUCAAAAGAAUUCAUAGAUUUUAGUGAUACAGAUGAGGUGUUCAGAGGACACGAGCCGGGCCAGGCGGCAGGCAGGUCCGUGUCUGCAGCUGACGUCGUUCUCUACGGCGUGAACCUAAUCCUGCCUCUGAUGUCACAGGAUCUUUUGAAGUUUCCAACCCUUUGUAAUCAGUACUACAAAUUAAUCACAUUUAUCUGUGAGAUUUUUCCUGAGAAAAUACCACAGCUUCCUGAAGAUCUUUUUAAAAGUCUGAUGUACUCUCUAGAACUAGGCAUGACGUCAAUGAGUUCGGAGGUUUGCCAGCUCUGCCUGGAAGCGUUGACGCCAUUAGCUGAACAGUGUGCCAAAGCACGAGACACGGAGUCCCCUCUUUUCCUAGCAACACGGCACUUUCUCAAGCUGGUUUUUGAUAUGCUGGUUUUGCAAAAGCACAACACAGAGAUGACCACUGCGGCCGGGGAAGCUUUCUACACGUUGGUGUGCUUGCAUCAGGCUGAAUAUUCCGAAUUGGUUGAAACAUUACUGUCAAGUCAGCAAGACCCGGUCAUUUACCAGAGAUUAGCAGACGCCUUCAACAAGCUCACCGCAAGCAGCACUCCUCCGACGCUGGACCGGAAGCAGAAGAUGGCCUUCCUAAAGAGUUUAGAAGAGUUUAUGGCAAAUGUUGGUGGUCUCCUUUGUGUAAAAUAAACAAUAGAACUUUAUGCUUAAUUUAGAUCCUUUCUGCAAAGUGCACUGAAUUGCUGAAAGUUGACUUGAGUCUUGUCCUGUUCUUCAGUUCUUUGGCCGUUUUGGAUUUCGGAGAGCCUGAAAGUCCAACAUUAGCACAGUGAAUCAGGAGAGGUCACUUUUGAGUCAGCUUCUGCUGUUGGAUGUUAGCCGCAAUCUGUCAUACAUGUCUUGUAGAUUUUAAAUGUUGAUUUUAAGAUUUUCAAUUCCGUAUAUGUGCAAACAGUUAUGGGCACCAUGAAAUGCACAUUCAGUGCCUUUCAAACAUUAGGUGGCUAGCCAAAGUUGAGAUUUUCUGUUAAAUACAAAGGACAUAUGCCCAGCAUUGUUUCUCAGAAUGUUGUCCACAGGACACCUGCAUCUCUUGAGCUGGUUGGAAAGAUUCCUGGGCCCAACUGUAGACCCUCCAAGUCAGAGUUUCUGCUUGUUGGGCCUUGGACUCUUCCUUUUUACAGGCUCCUCCCUUCUGCCACCCCAGAAGUCUUGAAUCAAUGCACAAGACAUUGGAAACUCCUAAGAGGUUUUGUGCUUUCAGACUUUUCCUCCCUUUGAUGAUAGGGUUUCUAAUUUAGCAGGAAAAAGAAACACCGGUGUUUGCUGGCCUCUUGGGGCACAGACACCACGUUUGUUGGCCUCUGGGACAAAUCUUCUUGUUCUUUGUUGGUUGUGACAUCAGCCUGGUGCUGCAGGUUUGUGUGAUACAGGUAUCUAAUCAAACUGAUGCCUGAACUUGAGGAGGAAAAUGUGUGUGUGUUUUUGUUCCAUAAAGCGAACUUUAGGAACUGUAGCCAUUUCAUUGCCUUAAUUUUAAGAAGAAAAUACAAAAAAGAGAUUUGUUUUAGUAAGAAAUCAAGUCUUGAUGCUUCAGAGUUGGUUAAGAGUGUUAGCUGCUAUGAACCUGGUGCCCUUUUGAUCGUGUAUUUAUGUUGGGUUUAUGACUGAAAUGAAAAGUCUCAUUCACACGUAGUCUAACUUUUUGGGUAUGUUUCUCUUCAGCCAUGGAGAACAUGGCUAAUAAUCUAUUCUGAAUGGCUUGCUUAAGCAAUAACUAUUUUAAAGGAUGUGAAUUACUGAUUCAUACAGACUAUUAUACAUUGGGGCAUUUGGGGCAAUAAUUAUGCUUGAGUGGACGUUCUCUUCAUUUCACAAGAACUGUGUACAUUUAAUUUAAGAGAUUAAAAAAUUCCUAUUUAGGUCCUCUAGUUUGAUUUUUCUAAUCAGGACUCUUGUAUCUGCUGCCGAGCUCCGCUCAAUUCCUCUGGCCAGUUUACGUGGCGGAAGCAGAAGCGACUUAGAGACUGCCGGCUCGUGAGGCUCCGCCCUCCGCACGGCACCCGGAGCCAGGCUCCCUGACGCUGCGCUGGCAAGGUUGGGCUUGCCCAUGCUGCUGGGUCCAUGACACCGGCAGGCUCAGCUGUCCCUCGAACGUAGUCCAGAUCUGAAUGGCGUCUAGUGUACGCACCUUCACAGUGCUGCUGUGAGCAACCAUGUGUAACUCUGUGCUACUACCAGUUAACAGUCUGGAGCGUCUGCCUUAUAGCCAGCCUGUUCCGGUGAUGUUAGACACGAGUGAAUGCAAGCUGGAGGCCGGAACUCUUAAUUCGAUUACUGUUGAUUAAUAAAUGAGGUGGAGCAAAAGCAUCUUAAAAGGAAAAAACUAGCAUCACUCCUCAUGAAAUCCACAUGUUGUAUUUUUAAGAACACUUUGACAAGUGCAUUUAUUCUUAGGUUUCUUCUUUUUUUCCCCUUAACUUGUGGCAAUACUUUUCCUUGAUGUUUUGUGUUUCCCAGCCCCCUCAUGCUUUCUUAAGAGUUGUGAGCAGUGUGUAUCUGUGUGUUUGAUAAGAAUAGUCCCAUUGCCAAAGGACACUGAAAUACACAACUGACUGGGUAGGUCUGCCAUGACAAAACAAAUCAAAUCAAAACCAAAAUCAAAUUAUUAUAAGUAAAGAUGAGUAGGAAAGAAAUACCUUGGCAAAUAAAAAGGUGUCAGUGUUUAAUAACUUCUUUCUAGACAUAAGUAUAUUUGUAAAAUUUGCCCAGGUUUUAUUAUAGUACUGCAAUCUCAUUAGAUUCGUUUCAAUUAAAGUGAGAUUUACUUCAGAUUGGACCAAACAAGGUUUCCGGUAUCACCUUAAGGUUGAUAAGUGGCAAACUGGAGGAAAAAGCAACCCCCAUUUUCUAGGUAAUGGAGAAACCACUUUAGUUGCAGUGGCUAAGACUUCUUUAAUGGGUGUUUGUGUUAAUGUUUGCCUGAUUGAAUAUUUGUUUAGUUUUGGGGUCUUUUGUUUUACUUUGUCCAGUUUUGUCACUGGCUAUGUUUAUUGACUCUAGUUUUUUUGGGCUUUGUUUUAAUGUUCUUGGCCCAGUGGAUAUAAAGAACACUGGCUUAAUUCUAGUAAAUUGAUUUUUACUAUCAAAACUAAGUUGUUAUAAGAGUUUUAAAAACAAAAACAUUACUUGUGCCCCCCCUUUUUAUGUGUUAAAGGGACACUGUCAAGGAUAUGAUUUUUAGAAAUUUGUGUUUUAUAAAAUUUCUUUUGUUCAUAUAUAGCAUCCUUUAACUUCCUGUUUUCAAUUCUUUGACUUAUUUUAUUUUCCUUGCCCAUUUGUUUCCCAAGGGCACAAUCUCUACAGAGGCCCAAGGCACAAUCACUAAGGACUUGGUCCUUACACAAUUUGUAUCCAUAUAACUGCGCCUAGAGCUUUAUUCUUGUAACGCUAUUAAAAGGAUAGGUUUGCUUUACAGUUCGUCUGAAUGGUGACCGCCUGGGUAGCUAACCUGCUUCGCAGUAUUUGACAGUGUCCUCAACGCAGCUGUCUGGGUCUUUUCUGCCUGCUGUGUCUUAAGCUGUUGGAAGACAGGGGGGCAUGUUAUCAUUACUGCAUUGAGUUUUUUGUAUGGUUUAAAGUGUGACAUGUAAAAAAAGCAAAAAAAAACUGCAAUAUUUUUCAAAGAAUUUCGUCUUCAUUGUAAACCGUGUUUCUAAUUAUAUUACAUUACUCUGUUCAGAUAUGAUGGUUACUACCUUUUUCAGUUUUCACUUCAAAACCAAGCAUCUCUAUAAUUUCCCCUCAGUCAGCAAUUUUUCAUGCUCCCCGUACUGUCUUUGAUUGAACUUUUCUCUUUUACCAAGAUGUCAACUCUUUGUCUUUCUAAUACCACCAUAUAUCCCAUUUCUGUUUAUAUCUGUAUGAAUCCCUCAAGUAUUGAAGGUAACUGGCUUUCAGUUUCAAGGAUUUCAGGUUUGAAUCUCCUACUAUUCAGUGUCAGUUGAACCCUUAAAAGACUCAUCUGUUACAGUUUACUUGUUUCUGUUUGCCACUUAUCAUUAGAAGUAGUUGUCAUUAAACCUUACUAAGUUAGCUGUCUCUGAUGGAUAAUUAUCAUAAUUGGUUCCUGAAUAAAAUAUUAGCUGUUAAGGCAGAAGGAACCUCAGUACUUCUUAGUGUCGUUGUUGUUUUAACCAGAAAAUAAGGAACUGAUUGGAUAUAAGCUUUUAACAUCAUUUUCUUUAAAUUCUUCUACAAAACAGAAUAGCUGAUUUGAGGAUGUAAUAAUGUUUUAAAUUAUUUAAAAAUUAAGUGGAUAUUCUCCGAUUUGGUAAAACACUGCAUUUAAGAAUUAGUUAAAAACUGAUUUUCUAAAAUUAACAAACGUCCAAAUUAAGCAUAUUGCUGAGCUCAAAUUGAUUUGAAGUGCCCUGGUUCAGGCUGAACUUGAAGUGUGUAAUUUAGAGGUGUAAAAUGUGAAAUAGUCCUGACUGAUUAUAAUGGGAACCCAGGACAUACUUAGCCAAAGAAUCUGUUUGGUCCAUGUGAAGAUACAAAUUUAAUAAUGGCCGUCUGUUCUGUUUUAAAGAGGAUGGGUGCCCUGUUUCUGGCCUGUAGCGCGCUCUACUUCGAAAAGACAAAUACUCCACGGCAGCUUUGGUGGUGCCUGCGAGGUGCAGCUUGCACAUUAGACUCCAGAGACACACCCAAAACCUUCCUCUUCCACACCCACUGGGGCUUCACUCCUUACUUAUUCCCAGGCCGCCUCACCGGGGGAGAGAUGUUGUUUUCUCCUUUUCAGUCCUCUUAGCUAUUAGGAGCUAUCAGAUAUGUACUAAUAGCUCAUUUUUCUAGCCUGAAAUUAAAACUACACUGUAUCUGCACUAUGUACCUGAUGAGGAUCUGACCUCAAGUGUGUUCUGAGCCCAGGCUUCCUGGCAUGGUGUCUUUUACCACAUAAAAUUAUGACAAACUGCAAAUACUGGUAUUGUGAUUUGGUUCUCUGUACAAAGAAAGAAGCUCCAUGCAGUGAGUUUGUGGUUUAAUGGUCACAAAAUGUUAGCACUGCUACCAUUCAGCACGUGUAAAAUUUUUUAAAUUUAUAAAUAUUAAAAUUUUAAACUUA